AUGAAAAGAGGAAACAAAAAUCCUAACAUCGCCAAAGAAAAAUAAAAAAUAAUGGAUAAAAAAUUAUAAAAUCAAAACUAUUUAUUUGAUAUAAAAUAAACAAAAAUUGCAGGGGAAGAAUUAAUCAAGAAGAAGCCAAAUCUAGCUGUUUAAUUAUUGGAACUGAAAAUGUUGGGAAAAAGUCAUUCAUUUCAGGCUUAAAAUUUGGAUAUCAAGAGACACAAUCAUUUUCAGCACUUGGGAUGGAAAUGACAAUUUUAAAAAAAUGUAUUAAUAAUAGAAAAAUAGAUAUAGACAGCAAGGAAUUUUUAUUAGCCAUGCAGACAGUAAACUGCUUUAGGCAUAAAAAAAAAAAUCGAGACCUCCACAUACAAAAAUAGAUUUUAACAUCAAGAGUUAAGAGAAAUAAACAAAAUACUAUAUAUUCUGUUAUGAUAUACAGUUUGCAAUAUAAAAUUCCAAAAAGUUAUCCAAAAAAUUUUCGAAAAGAUGAAGAUUUGCUUCCUUUUUUAUGACGUAACCAAUAGAGAAAGUUUAGCAUGAUUAUAUACUAAAUGAGAAGAGCUUAAGAAUUAUCCAACAAGUAAAAAUAUUAUUUAUAUGCUGAUAGGAAAUAAAUGUGAUUUAGAAGACAAAAGAGAAGUGUCUUACGAUGAAGGAAAAGAAUUUGCAGAUGCAAGGAAUUUUUUAUUUCUUGAAACCUCUACUGUAUCUGGUAAAAAUAUAGAAAAUGCAUUUUUCUUUUUAAUUUAUAAUUAUCAAUAA
This is a messenger RNA of Blepharisma stoltei, 765 nucleotides long. NCBI's taxonomy places the organism in Eukaryota, Ciliophora, Heterotrichea, Heterotrichida, Blepharismidae. The record is from the annotation of a GenBank genome assembly.